Messenger RNA from Bombus huntii, 3589 nucleotides. RefSeq lists its product as uncharacterized. The record is from RefSeq and is a predicted model, not a curated record. NCBI's taxonomy places the organism in Eukaryota, Metazoa, Arthropoda, Insecta, Hymenoptera, Apidae. Bases 483 to 3236 code for a protein of 917 amino acids. The transcript has 7 exons.
UACUAAUAAUGUAUCAUUUUAAUAUUGUUAAUUAACGUAUUGAAAUUCAUAUGAGUAUACCCUUGUUUUACACCGUACCUCAAAUCUGUUAGUAACUAAUAUGGCGGAAUAGAUAGAUGUUGACUUUUCAAGAUCCGGAUAUCUCGGAUUCAAAUAUUUCUACAUAAUAGAGUUUAAGAAGAGACAAGUUAAAUGUAAUUCAUUUAUGUCAUUAUUGGUACACGUUGUAAUUAUCAUUGAGGUCACGUGUUGUGUACUUAAUUGUACUGAGUAUUAUUAACAAUAAGUGCGUAUAUUACCUAUUAGAACAGUCUACUUGGCAAACAACUGUAACUUCGGUUCUUAACGUAAAUGUAUAAUAAGCGUCAUUUACAAAAUCAAGAAACAUACGACUUUUUAAUUAUUUUGAUUUUAAAUAAAGAUAAUACGACUUACGUAAUGAGAGUGUUAAUAUCAAUUUUAUAUAUUCCAUCGAAAGAAAAAUGUGUGAUUUAGCAAAAAAAAUGAAAGAUUCAAGUGUUAAGAACAAUGUGCAAAAUGAAUCAAUGGAUCAGUUUUAUACAAAACAAAGUGUUGAUAAGAAAGAAUCUGCAUUAAAAAGUACAAAUGAAGAUGUUCAACGUGCAAUUGAAGGUUUAAAGGAUAUACCAGAUGAGGAACUUCAAGAAUUUCUUGAUGAUGAAGAUUUUAUGGAAGGUUUAGAUGUUGUUGAUGCUUGGGAAGGUGAUGAAGAAAAGGGUCGUGAAGUUGAAUUUAAAACUACCCAUGUUAAGGAUCAAGAACAAAAACGUUCUUCUAGGGAAAGAUAUCGACGUGACCACAAAGGAACUUACAAUCGUGAAAGGCCGAAGAGAGAAGAAAAGAAACAUGAAGAAAUCCGUCGCGAUCCUUCUAAAAGCACAAAAGAUAUAGAAAGGGACAAAAUACGUACAAAAAGAGAUAAUGAAAGCAAACUUCUAGCUGAAAAAGAGAAAGCUAUUAAACAUUUGUUGGACUCUGAUAAUGUUGUACCUCCAGGUACAGAAACUGAAGCCAUUCAGAGCAUUACAGAGAGACAAAAUAUAGAACAAGCACAGAUGCAUGUGCGUAGGAGCCGAGAGCGACGUAGAAGUAUAGAACGUCAAAGAGGAAACUCAUUACGGCGUAGAACUCCAGACAGAAUUAGACUAAAUUCUCCUCGACGUAAAUCUCCCCUAAUAUUAAGUCCAGAACGUUGUAGAAGUACUUUCAAGAUGAGCAAUGAGAGACAUCGAAGUCCACUGAAGUUUAGUCCUGACAAAAGAAGAAGUCCAAGAUUUAAUUGUGCUCGUAGAAGCCCUUUUGGAUUCAGUCCAGAACGACGAAGAAGUCCAAUUAGACGACUUAGUUGGGAACGAAGAACAAGUGCAGAUAGAAGAUGGAGUGCUGAACGACACAGGAGACGUAUAAAUAUACAUGAACGCCGAAGAAGUCGGUCCCGUGAUCGACAACGAAGUCGCAGUAUGGAACGUCUUAGAAGAAAGGUCAGCCGCUCACCAAUUAGUAGACGUUACAGUCCCCGUCGUAGAAGUCGAACUCGAAGUAGAUCAUUAGAACGUCGAAGGAAACGAUCUCCCUUUAUUAAUGAACUUACGAGGCAACUAAGGAAUGAAGCUAUAAUGACAUCACACAUGAAUUCUGGAUAUACACAUCCUUCGCCUAUGGAUGGCAUACCACCUCUAAUGAAUAAUGUAUAUCAGCAAGAAACAGAAUCUAGACCAUCAAUGCCAAUACCAUCUUACAUGCAUCAAACUGGAUUAGCACCACCAAUGUCAUCAAAUAUAACAACUGGUGGUCCACCUUUCAUAAAUUUUGAAAAUUCAUCUCAGCCAAUGAAUUUUGAUUCUGUUCCAUUACAUCCAUUACCUCAAACUGAAUAUGUUUCUGGUCCAGUAAUGUAUAAUCAACCAAAUACUGGUUCUAUUCAGUCAACACAUCGACCAGCACUUCUUCCAGCACCAAUUUCAUCACCACAACAUGAAUCUGCUACAUCUACAGUGGAACAUAUACAAACAUAUAAUUCAUCUCAUGGCAUUCCUUCCACUCGUCAAUCUCCAAUUCAAAAUUUUGAAUUUUCUAAUAAAUCUAAGGAUACAAUCUCACAAAACUACAGGGAACGUAGAUUUACGGAUUCUUAUAAUGGAUAUCAUACCUCACAAGAAGAACGAUUGAAGACUCCUGAACCACCAGUCAUCUCAGAUACAAAACAAUUUGAAAAAACAAGUUUAUCCAGUCUGUUAGAAGCAUCUGUUUCUGCUAAAGAUUCAACUAGUCUGCCAGUCUUGUAUCCAGGAUUCAAACCAGAAAUAUUACGUCACUGUGAACACGCUUUACGCGAACUUCCUAUUGAAGAUCUUCGUUUAAAAAUGAAAGGACGAUUUUUCUAUGAUCCAAAGAAGGAGAAUAUACAAAAUGAACAAAAUGUAUAUUCGUCAAAUUCGAUUCUUUUACAAAAGAACAAAAACAAAAUCUAUUGGGAAGAAGAGGAAGGACAACAUCUAACUUCCAUAAAGCAAAAUGUACAAAUGCACCAAAAAAUUUGUCAAACUGAUGAAGUGGAAACAAAUACAAAAUUUGUUCAAGCGAGCGUUACUAUGGUAGAUUCUGAAGUACAAGUAUAUCCUCAAGAUUUACAAUAUGCUGUUAAAGAAGAAAAACGACCUAUUAUGGAUCGUUUAGAUUGGAAUGUGCGUGAAACAUUUGAUUGCACACCUAAAUUUCGAGAGGCUGACGACUUGAGAUGGAGUUUAAGUAAUUCUUCUCAAAAAAGAACUUGGAAUAGAACGGUAUCACCUCCUAGAAGAAUUGAUGAUCGUAAACAUCGUAUAGAUUCUAUAUCUUCCUUAGAUCAUGGUUCAAGAAAUAUGAAAUUAGAAUCUCCAAUAAGAAACAGAGAUAAUUUCUCCAGUCAUAAAGGAUCUGUACGAGAUCAUUAUGUCCAUGAAAGAUACUCACCUAAUUACAGGCAUUCUUUAGAAGGACGUGAUGAAUUUCAUGAAAACAGAAGUGAUCAUAGUCGAGGUGAAAGUCCAAUGAUGCUAGAAGAUUCUGCAGAAGAAUUGGAAUUGGAACAUACAUUCCAAAGGGGAACAGAUUGGCAUGGAAGAGGGAAGUUACCAAGAGGUAGAUCAAGUUCACUAAUGAAACAUGUGUACAGAGGAAAGCAUUCAGGUGGAAGAUCUUAUCGUGGGCGUGGAAAUUUUCGUGGAAAAUUCUAAAAUUAUUUGCAUAAAGCACAAACACUAAAUGUAGAACCAUGUAAUCAAAUAUACCAAUAUAUUAAAAAAGUUAGUCUAUUCUUGCAAAAAUUUGGAAAGAAAGACAUGAAUUUAUCGUUUUAUUUAAAAAUUAAAUUUUUACAUCAUAUGUUAAAAUUAUUCCAAAAAUUAUUACUAAAAUAAAAAUACAUUUGAAAUACAGAUUGCAUUUGAACAUUACAUCAUAAAUAAUUAAAUGCGUAUAUACAUAAAUAUUCUUGACAAAAUAUAAUAACAUUAUGUUUAAGGUGUAAAUUAUAAAAUCAUUUAUAUGUAGUGUUUUGUUGAAUAAACAUUUUAUGGGACAAUACAAA